This is a messenger RNA of Sorex araneus (European shrew), 5590 nucleotides long. It is a transcript of the gene MDC1, whose product is annotated as mediator of DNA damage checkpoint 1. Bases 257 to 5044 code for a protein of 1595 amino acids. The transcript has 15 exons. The record is from RefSeq and is a predicted model, not a curated record. Gene Ontology annotation, biological process: positive regulation of transcription initiation by RNA polymerase II. Gene Ontology annotation, cellular component: nucleus. Gene Ontology annotation, molecular function: protein binding. Lineage: Eukaryota; Metazoa; Chordata; Mammalia; Eulipotyphla; Soricidae.
AAUUACGACAGAGCCCAACCGCUCUCGGCUUCCCGGGAGACGCGACCGCCCCUUUGAGCUCGAAGGGGCGGGACGCUCGGGAGGAGGAGUUUGAAUCUGCCUCCGCGUUGGGACUUAGCCAAUCGGGAUGCAGCAGAACUGUGAAAGGCAGAAGCUGGAGCCAAUCAACGGAUCGUUUCGGUUCCGGAACUUUCACUCGCGCCAGCUAGUCGUGUGACGGUUUACUGGUAGCGCGCGCGGGAGCUCAAAGUAGAUCAUGGAGGAUACCCAGGUUAUUAACUGGGAACUUGAAGAAGAAGAGGAGGAAACAGUAGAACCCAGUGAACCUCUGGGGCAUAGCUUGGAACCUGUAGGGAGACUGCGUUUCUUCAGCAGUCCCCAGGCACCAGAAAAAGAUUUCCCACUGUACCUGGGGAAGAAUGUGGUAGGUCGACUGCCUGAUUGCACUGUGGCCCUGCCUUUCUCAUCCAUCUCCAAACAACAUGCAGUGAUUGAAAUCUUGGCCUGGAACAAGGCACCUAUCCUCCGAGACUGUGGAAGCCUCAAUGGUACUCAGAUUCUGAGACCUCCAAAAGUCCUAAAACUUGGAAUGAGUCAUCGUCUGAGGGACCAGGAGUUGAUUCUCUUUGGUGACUUGCCCUGCCAGUAUUAUCGCCUGGCUGUCCCCAAGCCCUUCGUUUGCCGGGGCCCUCUAACGGUGGAGGAGACACCCAGAGUUCAGAGAGCUCAACCCCAGGAACUCCUGCUGGCUGAGGACUCGGAGGAGGAAGUAGAUCCUGCUUUUGAAGAACCAAAAACCACAUCUUCCCCUUUGACAACAGUAGUUCCAGAGAGUGAUGAAGAGGGAGGGUUGCCUGCCCCAGAUGGUCCUUUUGCCUUCAAUCUGGACAGUGACACAGAUGAAGAAAUUAAGCCACCAGUUUCAGGAGGGGACUCCUUAAUUUCCAGAAGAGAUGCCAUUGCAGAGACAGAACAAUCAAAAGCUGAUGGAACCAUGACUGAGUCCCAGACUGCAAAGGAUCCGUGUGCAGUGAAGAGAAAGGGCCAUAGCAGCAAAGCCAAGAGGGGUCCUGGUAGGGAGAGGAGCCAAGCUGCUGACGAGGACAGUGACACAGAUGUGGAUGACAAGAGCAUAGGCCGGCUUGCUGGAGACCAUUUGGAAAUGACCCGUUCUUCUGGCUUCAUGGACAGCGAUACUGAUGUGGAAGAAGAAGGGAUCCCUGCAACCCCUGCAGUUGUUCCUUUGAAACAGAGGCUGGUCAUCUAUGGAGUUGGCACAAAGAGUUCUGGGGCACCUGACUUGGCACAUCGGCAGGAUAGUGAUAGUGACACAGAUGUGGAGGAGAGCAAGGCCCCACUGCCUGCUCCUCUGGAGAGAAGCCUAGGCUCCAUGGAGAUUGACAACAAGAAGGAUGACAAGGAAGAAAUCUCAACAGCUCUCCCUUUGGUAUCCCUGAAAGAGAGCCCAGAAGGGAGCAGCGCCCAACCUGUGGGUCUUCUAGAGCAAAACCAGACCUCCACUAGGAGAGGCGGUGACACAGACAUGAGGGAGCAGGGGCUUCCUGUGGAAAAACAAGGAAGAGUUCUCUCUAAGGGUCACCCAGACAAGGCACAUCUAGAAAAGAGCCAACCUCUUCUUGGGGACAGUGAUAGGAAGGUAGAUAUCAGCUCUGCUGGGGUCCAGUUGGAGGGAAACCAAGCCUCUGCCACAGAGGUCAUCAACAAACAGGUGGAGGAAAAGUAUCAGGUACCCGUGGUGUGGACAAAUCAAAGAGAUGUGAAAGCAGAAGGGGAUCCAAGAAAAGUGCCUGGAGUGCAUCCAGAAACAGCCCAGUCCACAACUAGAGUCUGUGAGACACAUGCAAAAAAGGGCACAUCCUUAGUAUCCUCAGCAGCGGCAGGUAGAAGCAAGAGCCACCUUGGGACAGAGUGUGCUGUGGUCCUCCUUGAGCCAAAGAAAGAACUGGAGACCGAGGCUCAGGGUGGGUCACCUGUGGUACAAGUGAAGGAGGACCUUUGCCCUAUCUCAGGGGAGAACCCAACAGUUCUGGUGGUGGACAAAGGUGUUCCAUGGGAAAAACCCAUUCAGCCACGGAGAGAGGAAGCCCAGAGCCCCCUAGAAAAGGAGAAACACCAGAUCCACAGAAUCAAGGAUUCAGGAGACAGCCAUGAUGAUUCUGAAGAUCUAGACCUGCAAGCUACCCAGUGCUUUGUGAAGCUUGAAACUCAGAGCCUGGAAGCAGACCAGAGCGUAGAGGAUGAAGCCACUCAGGCCUACCUGUUAACCUUACCCCAUGAACCUGGACCUUCCUGUUGCAGCAUGCAGGCCCAAGGUGCCCUGGAUGAGUCAUGGGAGGUCUUGGCUACACAGCCGUUCUGUCCAAGAGAGUCUGAGAGCCAAUCUGCUGCAGCUUUCCCUGGGACUUGCCUCUCUUUACCUGGAAAAGCACUGCAGGACCAAUAUCCUGGGAGCCUAGUUCCCACACAGCCAUUGGAGAUUAAGGACAGACGAAUGCAAACUGUGGAAGACUUGGGCCACUUCAGUUGCCAGAUACCGCCCUCUGAGGAGACAUCCAGGGAUGAUCAGGAAUCUCCAGAUACUUCCCUGCCUUCUGCAGUGCCUGAAUCCUCAGCUUCUCACCAAAAACCCUUCAUCUUUCAUAAGCAAAAACAUACUGCCCCUCAGGCUGUGCUUUCUCUCCCUUCACCAUUAGAGCGUCCCGUUCCCAGGACCAGGCGAAAAAGGAGUCAGAAAGCUCCAGUGACUCCUUUGUCCUCAGAGCUGAAGCAUCUCCACACAAAACCCAACGUGAAGGCCGAGGAGUCUCCCAGGGUGACUCCUCCUCCAGUUUCUUCACUUGCCCUUGAACCCCAUAUUACCACUCCCAGAGACCAGCCAGUCAGCUCUGAGACCACACCUCGGGUCACUAGGGGCCGGGCACGUAGGUCCUCUGUCAAGAGUCCUGAACUAGGUGUUCCUGCUGCCCCUGAGCUUCAGCCUUCUGCUUCCACAGAACAGCGUAUCAUCCCCAAACCCACAUCUCAGGCCACUAGGAGCAGGACACUUAGGUCCUCUGUCAAGACUCCAGAAGCAGGUGUAGUCACCGCUUCUGAGCUGCAGUCUUCCCACACCGUUGACCAGUCUGUCACUCCUGAGUCCACAUCUCGUACUACUUGGAGCAGGACACGUAGGUCCUCUGUCAAGACCCCUGAACCGGUUGUACUCACAACCCCUGAGCUUCAGCCUUCUGUUUGUGAAAAUCAGCCUGUCACCCCCAAAUUGGCAGUCCGUGUCACUAGGAGCAAAGGACAUGGGUCCUCUAGCAAGACCCUUGAACCAGUUGUCCCCACAGCCCCUGAACACCAGCUUGACACCCCCACAGACCAAGCUGUCACUGCUGAACCCAUAUCUUGGGCCACUCGAGGAAGAACAUCCAAAUCUCUGGAGACCUCUAUACCAUUUGUCCCCAUAGCCCCUGAAAACCGACCUUGCACUCCCACUGUUAUCCCUGAGCCCGUAUUUCACACCACUCGGGGCAGGACACGAAGUUCCUCAGUCAAAACCCCUGAACCACUUCCUCCAGCCUCCAGAAUUCAGCCUACUGUCCGCAUAGAGAAGCUUGUCCCAGUGGGGAUUGCUCAGGGCAGAACACGUAAAUCUAAUAAAACCCCCAAACCAGCUAACCUCCCAAACCCUGAGCUCCAGUCUUCCACUUCCACAGAUCAGCCUGUCAUCCCUGAGCCUCUAUCUCGGACCACUCGAGGCACAUCUGUGACGGCCUCCCAGUUCCCUGAACCCACAUUCCUUGAUCUUGAACUUAACCCCACAGACCAACCUGUCAUUCCUGAGACCAAAGUUCAGGAUGGUCUGGGCAAGAGGCUGAGGUCUUCAGUAAGUGCUGCUACCUCUGAAUCCCAGUUGCCUGCCCCCAAGCCCACCCCUCAAGCCGACUGCAGCAGGAGAGCAAGGGCCACUAGAAAACAUGGGUCCCUCGCGGUUACUGUUGUCCGUGAAGUCAGCCCUGUACCUCCUGAGCCUCGUCCUCAGUCCUCCAGGAGCCAGAGACGAGCUGUAAGAACAGCUAAGUCCCUUGAGGCCAAACCUGAGCCUCCUGAAACACCCACUCACGAUCCUGAGGUCCAAAAGAUAGAGGCAACCCAGAGGCCUGGGCACACCCCAAAGGCCCGGCCUAAGGCCACCCAAAGCAAAAAGAGGCCUUUGGCCACUGUGGAUUCAUCCCCACUUCAAAAACGACUCCAAAGAGAAGUCGCCCAGAAGAUAAAAUUCCUCAAGGAAGAGGAAGAAGACCCUGCGGAGAAGCUAGGAAAGGAAGAGGAUGUAGUGAUUCCAGAAGUAAGCAAGAGGAAGAGAGCACAGGCCGAGGAGGAGCCAGAGGGGAGAGGGAAACGCAGCCUCCGGCGCGCCAAACCUACCCAAGAUUCCACAGCCCCCAAAGUGCUCUUCACGGGCGUGGUGGAUGAGCAUGCCAAGCGGGCGCUGCUGGACCUCGGGGGGAGCCUGGCCAACUCUGUAGCAGAAGCUUCCUACCUGGUGACUGAUCGAAUUCGCCGGACAGUCAAGUUUUUGUGUGCCCUGGGGCGGGGCAUCCCCAUCCUCUCCUUGGACUGGUUGUACCAGUCCUACAAGGCUCGUCGCUUCUUACCUCCGGAUGACUAUGUGGUGAUGGAUCCUGAACAUGAGAAGAAUUUUGGCUUCAGCCUUAAGGAAUCCCUGAGCCGGGCUCAAGAGCGAAGGCUAUUGGAGGGCUAUGAGAUUCAUGUGACCCCUGGGGUCCAGCCACCACCAGCCGAGAUGGGAGAGAUCAUCAGCUGCUGUGGAGGCACUCUCCUGACCAGCAUGCCCCGGGCAUAUAAGCCUCAGAGAGUUGUGAUCACAUGCUCCCAGGACUUCCAUCGGUGCUCCGUUCCAUUUCGAGUUGGACUGCCCAUCCUCUCACCUGAGUUCCUGCUGACUGGCGUGUUGAAGCAAGAAGCCAAGCCAGAGGCCUUCAUCUUCUCUGCUUUGGAAAUGUCACCCACCUGAAUCCCUAUCUCCAGUACCCUCCUCCCAUACCAAUAGAAGAUAUUGGGAAGAAAGAGUUCAGGGUGUUAAGAGAGGAUUGAGGUGUACUAAUCUGAUUUGUGUGGGAACAUGGCAGCACCAAAAAAGAUUAUGGGUCAACAAAGAUAAGGAGAUUUAAAGUGAGGUUCUCUUCAGUGCCCAACCCUAUGCUUGAAUAUCUUUAGUCAGCUCAGGUUUAGCUGAACCAGUGUCUUACUGCUUCCUCACACACGUGUUGUCCGACUUGUUUGGAAGCCAUCUCUCUUCCUCUUUGCUCACUGUGAUUCUUAUCCUCUGUAAGACAGUGAAAACAGUUUUAGCAUCAGAAACUUGGAAGAAAUGCUUGGGGUGAGCAAAUUGGAGGAUAGAGUUCUGCAGUGUUCUGAACUUUACUCAUCCUGUCAUGUUAGAAGUGUCCCUUAGCUUUGCCUUCGAACAACUCACUGCACUUUCAUGCUUUUCUAUUAUUUAUAAAAUAAGAGCUUAAGUUCAAGCCUUCCUGAUAAAUAAAUAUUCACUCUAGCCUUA